AGUUUUUGCCAGAGUUUCAAAUUCGGUCAAAAUUUCAUGGCAAAAAAACUCUGGCAAACUUUUGCCAGAGUUUUUUAAUUUGCCAGAGUUUUUUAAGACUGAAUAAACUUGGACGAGGAUGAACGCCGAUAUCAGCCGAUAUUGCGAUCGGUAUCGCUCAUGUAUGCUGUCUGCUGAAGAAAAAAUGGAAACCCCAGUCAAACUGAAAAAGUCAAGAUACACUCUUGAGCAGUUGCAGUGUAUGUGCGACUUUGUGCGGAUCAAUCACACACGAUUGUUUGGUCAACCUUUGUCGCCAUGUGAAAGGGUUGCUGAUACAAGGAGAAAGGCGUGGGAGGAGCUAUCAGAGCAGCUAGCGGCUCUUGGCUGUCCAGGCCGCACAGCCUCCAACCUCAGGCAGUCUUGGAGCGAUUUGAAGAAGAAAGCCAACGAAUAUGCCAGGCAAAGAAAUAAGACUGGAGGAGGAACGUGCAAAAUUAAGCCCAAAAUGGAAAUGAUCUUGGCAGCGAUGCGGGACAAGGCAGUUUAUGGGAUCCGGGGCAUGGAGACCGAGACAGGGGCAUCAGAGAAACCGCUAUCACAAAAUACGGCAGCCUGUGCCAUGCUCGCUGAGAUGGGGAAUCCGGAGGAAGAGGAGGAGGAGGUUGAGGAGGUGGUCGAGGAGACUGUGGUCAAGGAGGCAUCGAAGGAAGAGGGGGGUCAAGGAGGUCAUGCAGGACGCCAAGACGUCCAGCAUAAGAGAAGGUGUUCUGUGCGGUAUGACCAGCACACAGAAUACCAGGAGCGUCUGUUGCAAGUUCAGCAGGAGACGCUCAGAACGCAGCAAGCUAUGCUGCAAACAUUUAAUAACAUCCAUGAUGUUUUUAAAGAGAUUAGAAAUAGUUUGCAGCAGUUUGUUAAUGGACAUCAGUAGUGAUUCUGGACAACUAGGCCCAAAUUCAAAAAGGUGGUUUUUAAAACCAUUGGUUGAACCCAUGGAUGCAAGUUUCUUGUAUGAAUUAUGCUUAUUUGCCCUGCAUAGUAAUAAAUAUUCUAUGCUGAUGUGCGCUUAUGUCACAGUGCGCCAAAUUAAUGACCAUGGUUAAGGACGCUAGUUUUAUUCAUGAGUCCACUAUUUGAAGAGUGGACUCAUGGAUAACCAUGGCAACUGUCGUUAAUUUGGCACACUGUGACAAUAGAGAGCAUCAACCUUGGACCUUUUUUUAAUAAAUGUAAUUUAUACAGGAAGUCUGCAUAAACCAUCGGUUCAUCCGAUGGUUUUAAAACUUACCUUUGUGAAUUUGGGCCUUUGUCUUUGAAUCAUUUUUGUUUGUAUGUAGCUACUGAUUCCAUUAACAACUACAAUAGCUUGCCUGUGUUUUGAGUUACUCUUGCUGAAUUUUACAGCACGCAUCAACAUUUUAUUGGUAUUCCACCUUUUCUUAUGCUGUUCUCUUGGCCUCCUGCUAAUAGCUCUAUACAGUAUUAUCAUAUGCAAAAUAUUAAUGUUAAUUGGUAGAAAUCCAUACAACAACCUUCAUAACAUGGAUAUUGUUGGUCUCACAAUAUUUGAUUUUUUUAUAAAGAAGCAAAUUUUACAUUUUAAAAUAACCUGUGCUAUGUAAUGUAUUUAUGAUUCAUCUUAUCAACUCUUAACUUCAAUACUUCAUAUUUUCAGGAAUUAAUAUAGAAAUUAUUUCCUUAGAUGUUUUAAUCAUCUGGAGAUUUUGUAGCAAUGGAAGAAAUAAGUAGACUGAAAACUUGAUGAAUAUUGUUUAGAACUUGUAGUAAAGUCAACUUGAACUUUGGUAAAUUUGAAAAACCAUACAUUUAGCAAAUAUUAUGUAAAUGAGUACAAAUAAUGACAAAGACUACAUUCUUCUGAGUUGAGAAUGUUAAACUUCAAAUUUUAUUCAUUUCUCAGUAGAUAGAAGAUAAUGUUAUUCAUUCAGUUCAUUCAAUUUGAAUCAAUGCCUUGCGAUGCAACACAAACAUUUUGGUGCUGAAAUCUUUAUCUGAAUCCCUCUCUAAGAAUAGUUCAAUGUUCACUUAUACAUUUUCAUAAUCCAAAUCUGAGUAAAAUUCUCUAUUAUUCAACUCUGAAAUAUUUUUUUUUACUAAAGAAGUGACAAGUACAAAAACAUUUCCUCCAAUAUUAUAACAUCAUUGAUGUGGGUUUUUUUCCCAUUAUCUUGUUUCAAAAUGUGUGACUGCAUCAAAUUUUCAGUGUCACUCAAGACAAAAGCUCAAGUAAAUCAGAGUGAGUAAAAAUUAGCCAUCCUUUCACUCUCAAUCUUGAUAUCUGUGUUUAGCAUAUCGUAGGAACCCAGGUGACACUUGCUAUAUUGUGAUGUUUCACAAAUUACUUCUGAUCAUGUACACCAAUGCUUUAUAUUCUAGGGUUAUCCUAAGAGAAUUAAAUUGAUUCUAGAGUUGAUGCAUAAACCAAUUUUCAUGGGAUUCAUGACCACAUUCCAUGUGAUCCUUGCCUGUUGCAUCUGAUUCUCACAGCAUAUAUGAAGGAAUAUAUAUUAAGAUGAUUUAUAGGUACGCAGGUUUGGGUUUCUUUCCUAAUUUCAUAAUCAACCAUUUGGAGGUAUGAUUUACUCUAUCAUUGGAAAAUUCAAUACAGUAACAGAACCAUUCAAUAUGAUGCUCACUGUGUGAAUCUUUCACCAUGAAAGUCAGGGUCAAAAUAGACGACAUAGAAGGAUACAGUAUUUGCAAAAGUGCUUUCUGUAUAUAUAUAUACUCCAAGAACAUUUAUGCAUCUAUGUUUGUAUACGUAUGAAUAACAAUUAUUUUCAUUGUCUCCAAAGGUGCACUUUUUGGUAAGAUUUGUAGUCAAUCAUUAUGGGGCAUUGCUUGUGACUACAACCUCUCAUUCUUCAUAGAUCUUAGGCACAUGUAUAUCUAUUCACAUUUACUUUUGUGGGUUUUGUCACUCAGCCAAUCCCAAACUCUACCACAUGUUAAAUGAUAAUUAGAUCAUUGUGUAAUUGGAGGUUAUGCCUUAUGCUAG
Molecule: messenger RNA, 3001 nt
Organism: Lytechinus variegatus (green sea urchin)
Lineage: Eukaryota; Metazoa; Echinodermata; Echinoidea; Temnopleuroida; Toxopneustidae
Exons: 5
Coding region: 119-913 (264 amino acids)
Source: RefSeq, a predicted model, not a curated record